GCAUUUUGCAGACAUCGUCGCGUCCCCAUUACCGAUGCCCUCGGACAGACACCACUGCACGCCGCUGCCUUCGCUGGCUUCACUGCCUGCAUCAAUGUGUUGCUCAAUAUAGAAGCAGAAGACGACUGCCUGAUAUCACCGUUGACAGGCUGGAAAGACAAACACGGUGAGACAGCCUUGCAUAUAGCGUGCUCCCGUGGCAAAAUGGACUGUGUUCUGGCGUUGCUGAAAGGUGGCGCUGCACUAAACGCUGUAAACGACAUGAGGAAGACAUGCUUACAGUGUGCUGUUGAUAACAAGCACAGCAACAUUGCCGAGUAUCUUCGUUCCCAAGGAGCACUUCUCUUCAUAGAAUUGAGCGAAACAGCAGCACGGGUCAUUCAAAGCUGGUGGCGAGCUGUACUUCUUCGUAGACGCUUCCGUAAAAUUAGGCUAUGA
Molecule: messenger RNA, 438 nt
Organism: Ostertagia ostertagi
Lineage: Eukaryota; Metazoa; Nematoda; Chromadorea; Rhabditida; Trichostrongylidae
Source: the annotation of a GenBank genome assembly